Molecule: messenger RNA, 867 nt
Organism: Talaromyces marneffei
Lineage: Eukaryota; Fungi; Ascomycota; Eurotiomycetes; Eurotiales; Trichocomaceae
Exons: 3
Coding region: 1-867 (288 amino acids)
Biological process (GO): regulation of G protein-coupled receptor signaling pathway
Source: RefSeq, a predicted model, not a curated record
AUGUCCUCUGCACAAGACGAAUUCGAUCGCCUUAUCCGGGCUAAUAGAGAUUCAUCCCGCACUCAUCCCGAAGACCGUGAUCAGUCGGGCAGCGACUCCCCCGCCAACAAUAACGACGCCUCAGCAGACGAUCAGUACGAACUCUCAGACGCCGAUUCCGACUACGGCGAUCACAUCAAAAGAGAAGACGGCAACAUGGUUUCUCGUACAGGCGCCUACACCGUCCCCUCGACGGUCUUUGAAGCCAACACCGGGCCCAAGGGUGUCAUCGCUGAUGCGCAAUCAUUCGAGCGGGCACGCAAGAAGUCCUUUCGCAGGACAUUACUCAGUGCCGCGAGACUUGAUUCGCAUUCCAAAUUCUUCGGCGGAAACAGCAGCAACAACAACAUAACGCAACAUAGCCAGGCAUCGAGCAGUCCGCCCAGUGAUGAAGAAGAUGAGUUUAUGCGUCGCUGGCGAGAGUCGCGAUUGCAAGAAUUGCAGGAACGGGGUCAGAGGAGACCUAGUCCAUCAAAGAGAAUUUAUGGACGGGUUGAUACGGUGGAUGCGGAGGGGUAUUUGAAUGCGAUUGAGCGGGUUGCAUCUGAUACCGUGGUUGUAGUUUGUAUUUAUGAUCCUGAGUCAUCCGUCAGCGCUCAAGUUGAAGACGCCAUUGAAGUCGUCGCGCGCAAAUAUAUCACGACGCACUUCAUCAAACUGCACCAUGAGAUCGCGGAAAUGAGCCAUAUCGAGGCGCCAGCCCUGCUGGCUUACAAGGGGGGUGAUAUUAUUAGCACACUUAUCGAUAUUCCGCGACAGAUUCCGCGUGGAGGCGAGAUUAGCUCGCUUACUAUUGAGGAUUUAUUGAAACGAAAUCGCGUUUUCUAG